GAGAUUGUGUAAACUCGUAGUGCGUGAGAUGUUGUGUUCACCGCUCGUGCUGUUGGCUCAUGGUUGAGACACUGGGCUCACACGUGGUGGCCAUCAUAGCCUGUGGUGGUCACUCGUGCGUCUGUGCUGCACGAUACCGCGGGUUGACUCCACGUGUCACCGCGUGCUACGGGAUACGCGCUGCAACCAGAGGGUCCGAGACAUCUUGAGACAAUUGUCUUAUCGUCUGAGUCGCAUGGCCACAGUGGCACUGCUGUGGCUUGGCUGUGACUGUCCACUGAUGAAGGAGCAGCAUCGGGCUGCUGACGUUCUGAUGGGGCUGAUGGUUGCACCACGAGGGAUGUGGAGGCCAGAAGGCUUUGCGAUGUUUGAGUCUUCAGGGCCCGGGACUUGCUGUAACUGCACGCGGCUCGAUCAUCAGCAGCGCUGGCUCGCGCUUGUGCAUUGACGGGAAGGCGAGGCAAGAUUCAUGUGUCUAGCAAGCGGGCAGGCGAGUGGACAUCACACAGAACUGCUGCUGCUGCUGCUACGUGUGUGGACACGGCUGAGCGUGGUGUUUUGUGUUCGUAUUGGGGCAGGCGCGCAUGGGAGUUGACGGAAGACGCCGUGAAGACGGUGUCUCGGCUCUCGGCGUUUGGGCCGAUUGGCCUUCAUCCGCGCGAUGUCUUGGGCUGAACAGCUGACGGCUUGGGUCCACCAGCUGGUGGUGUGCGGCCUUCAGGAAGCCGUUCGGUGUCGUGGGGUUCCCUUUGCUGUAGCGGAGUAGAAAGGAAUAGCUCAACGUUUCGGCCGACCGGCUUAUAUCAGCAAGGAUUUGGUUGCAGUUUGGAGGAGUAGGCCAAACUAGCCUCAAGGUAGAGGAGCUCCCUAGAGCUCCAUCCAGUGGAGGCCCUUCCACCAGCAGUGGAAUGAGCAAGUCAUUGCAGGGCUGCACCUUUACUUUUUAUUGCGUGGGUGGGUGGAAGUCCUCUGCACUGGUACUGUGAGUAAAGGCAGGUUCUGGACGUUUCGGGUGCCUCGCCUUAUGCAGGAAUCUUUGGGGUCUCGAGUGUGUAUGCGCACGUUGAGAGCGUUAGGGUAGAGUCGUUAGCUCGCUCCGCUACGACCCCGGCCACCCGAGUUCUAUUCCCAGCCGACACCAGUGACAAGUAUCUGAACCGGUCCUGGGCCUCCCCUAGGUCGACUCGGCCUCAAAUGAGUACCUGGUGCGGUGUGUAAGCAUCGCCGCUAUGGAGAGACAAAGGCGGCCGGGUGGUUGCUGGCCACCCACCCCCUUCGUGUGCUGUGCCGGCCUUCAUAGCUGCUAUUCGCUAACAGCACUUGCCCCAACAGUCUGUAAAAGGCUAUCCGGGGGAUCUUUGUCUUUGUUUUGUAGAGGGGUGGUGAUCACUGCUUGGCCAUGGACGCGCGCAAGGCCGUGAGCAAGCCGAGCUCUGGCUCGCUCGUCUAUUACUACGACAUUCUGGCCAUGCUGCUCAUUUACGUGCUGUGGUUGGCAGCGGUCAUUCUCCUCUUCUAGCACCACCAUGCAGCACCACCGCGGAAUGGCAGCCACCACCACCAGCAGCAGUCCUUGGUCCACCAGUGGAUUGAUUGACACAGCGGCUGUCAACGAGGAGGACACCAGUGGGAGGGAGGUGUGCAGCGGCAUCCCGAUACGGUCGCCGAACGAGGAACGUCUCCGAGGUGCGAUCAAGCCAAGGCAUGAAGCUCUACGGAGAGAAGAUGUGUCGAAGAGUCGGAUGCGGCACGGCCUGCCCCUGCUGUGGUUCCUGCUGGUGCUGCCGCCGUCGCUGCCCUGGAGCCGGCUGCACACACCCUGGCUGGCCGCCGCGCACUGCCUGGCGUGCGCGUGCCCGCCGCUCGGCAGCGUCUUCUACCACCUCUUCAUGAACCACACGGGGGGCCCGGCCGUCUACCGGCGCCUGCUCUGCCUCGACAUGUGCGGCAUCUGCGCCAUCACGUCACUUGGAGCGCUCUCCAUCAUCUACUGCUCCUUUCUGUGCCGCCCCGUGCUGCAGACGCUCGGCAUGCUGGGAUACUCGGCGUUGUCACUGAUCGCCCUGCACCGGGCCGUGUCGGCCUCCACCAACAACGCGCGCCUGCGAGCGUUCGGCUGGCAGGCCGCCUUCCGCAUGGCCUGCUACACAUGCCGCUGGGCCGGCCUGGCCACCACCUCGCUCGGAGCGGUGGCCGGGCUGGCGUCAUCCCGCGAUUCCGGCGCCACCGCCAGCGCCGCCGUGGCCGACCCGUCCCUGCGCCACUACGUGCUCAUGGACCUCAUGGCGUUGGCUGGCGGCGCCAUUAACGUGAGCCGCGUGCCGGAGCGCUGGCUGCCCGGGCGCUUUGACUACUGGCUCAACUCUCACCAGAUCAUGCACGUCAUGGUGGUGCUCAGCAUCCUGCACCUGCACUGGGGCGUCGUGCCUGACCUGCUGCGCGCCAGCGACAUGACCUGCCCCUCCUGACGCACGGUGCUCCCUUGGUCCGCCUUUUUAAAAGCAAAAAAACAAAAACAACCAAUUUGUACUUUGUUGUUGUGUUGAUGCACUAGACUCCCGGUUACCAGCAACCAACGGCGUGCGCUCGUGCGAUCAGAGGCAGUUUAUUUAUUUGCUUGUCGACUAAAUAACUCAGAACGCCACCCCCCCCCCCCCCCCCCCCCCCCCCGUUGUCAUCAGAACUCGGAAGCUAAGUAGGGUAGAGCCCGGACGGUGCGCUUGUGUGGGCGACCGCCAUGAUUGCAUGGGCAGCGGCGGCUGCUGCAGCUGUAGCUUCUGCCGCUGCUGCUGUAAUUGCUGUAGCUGCCACUAGCUGCUGCCACUGUAGCUGCUGUAACUGCUGCUGUAGCUGCCACUAUGGCUGCUGUACAUGCCACUGUAGCAGCUGCUGCCGCUGUAGCUGCUGCUGUCAGUCUACGUGGUCAGCAGCAAAGAGCAGAACCGCAAAAUCCAUUGCUGCGCUGCUCUUCUGCGCUGCUGCUCCGGCGACGUCUGCGCUAUCCGCCGUCACCAACCCGCACCGACCAAGUGGCGGAAGUACGGCCAGACAGUCUCCGCGGCCCAUGCAACGGUGAAUUGACAAGAGCGCUGCACUCGCCCCCGUUGGGUUUUGCAGGGCCGCUGGGUGUCGGUAAAAACUUUUCUUGUGAUUGGCCGCGGAGAAACAAAACGCAGCCGUCGGAGGUAACCCCACCGCCGCUUCCACGGAUCGCAGCGCGGCACGAUCGGCUCGGGGGUGGGGGGGGGGGCCUGGCGCGGGGGGCGCAUCGCGGAGCCCCACCUCCAUCCAAGUUCCUCUUCCCAGCCAGCCCCCUGCGGUGGCCAGUGGGCGCUGGUGCAGCCACACCGCCUGCGCCGCUGGACGACUCGCCGUGCGUGCGGCCACGCGGGUGUGCGGCCGGGGUGGUGCUUUUGGGAGUCUGACAGCGGUUAUUUUUUCUACACCGCGCGAACAUUCGUUUUUACCCCCUUUUUGCAUCAUUUUUCUACAAUGCCGUGUCGCAGCUGGAAUGAACACGUCGCGCGCUUUUGAACAAGGGGGAUUAUUUCUUCGUAUACGUGUUGGGCAGUUUGUGCCGAGGGUUCCAUCUCUUGAGCUCGUGCAAUCCGCCGCGGAAGUAUGACUCAAGGAGUGCGUGUUUUAGACGUUGCGUCGUACGAUGGUUCAACGCCUCCUCGUGGAGGUCCCCCAACCCGGUGUGCGAUGUUCAGAAUUGGAAUCUUUAUUUCGGCUGGAAGAAUCCGAUGAGCUCUAGAACUCUUAUUCCACAGGUGCCCAGGAGGGGCACGGGGUGAGAAAGGUACAACAACAACAACACGAUGCCGGCGGCGUGAUGGCGAGCCAGCGCGCUGGAUAUGCGAUCCACAGGCUACCGGUUUGAUUCCAUCUCCCCCUCGUGGGGGCUCCUUCCACAAGCGGUGGCGUGAGCAGGAAAUUGCAGGGCUGCGUUUUUUUUUUGUCCUCGACCACGGUGUGUGUCAAAGGACUUCCAAGAGAAACAAUUGGAAUAAAAUGUUGGGUUAUUUACUUUUAUCGCGGACAUUAAAGCAAAGCGUGAUAAUUAUAGGGUCGACUGUAGUAGCCAUGCAGAUUGUUGCCGUCGCGAUGUCCAAUUCGGCCACCGCUAAACAUUGCAACCUUUAGCCACGAGAGAAUCUUCACGGAGUCGAAACUGCUUUCAGGAAUACCUUUAGCUUGAGAUGUUUGACGAUUUUUUUUACAUUAAAAUCGUAGCAUGAAACCAUAUUGUUUGGCGUAAACCCACGAACGUUUAUUAUGUGUGGUAUGUCGCAGUUUGAUUUAGAAUUCAGAAAUUAGCCAUUCUAUCAUUCGCUAUCGUGGCUUCACCGAAAUGAUGCAAUGGAUUUAGAACAUUUGACAACAUCUCAACAAAGCAAAUAAUGUGAAAGGUUAGUUAACACGCUCCCAAUUGUAGUUGCAAUGAAGGAGAUGUUUUGAUAUAUUAUUGUUCUUGCAGUAUUCUCAAAUUGUAAAACCACAAACAGCGGGAGAUUGAAUACGCCCUUUCCACUGACACAUCCAAACCGAGACGGCAUGAUACCACGGGUUGGUUUCCACCGGCUAUUUUCCCUGUCGUGCCGGAAACAAAAACCCUGACACCCCGGCCUCACCCGACGUCGCAAUCUGGCUCGGGGCCAAGCAGGGCCAGGGAUGGAGGUUGAUGACACUUAGUGCCUGUGAGGUAAUUCGGUACGGAACUCGGACGCGGUGUGACCGCAUCGUCGACCUGCGUCGAGACAUUGUGCGCGCGUGGCCAUCGGCGGCACAGCUCGGGGUUCCGCAGUGGAAAAACAACGUGGGGCUUCCCCAAGCUGGGGCCGGCUCGGUACAGCUUGGUUGUACAGUGGAAAAGCAGUCCAAUAGAAUUCCAGCAUACAGCCGACGGUGCUUCAACAAGCUACACGACGCGUGCUUCUUGUGGUCUCUACACUUUUGUUCGUUGUAUUUUAAUUUCCCCGUGGAGUUGAUGGAAUUUGUUUUAAUCGGCCUCCCAGUGAUUGUGAACGCGUUCCACAAAACCCGUCAAAAGGUUGGGGAGCCGCUUGCUCCAGGGGCUGAAUCGGACCUUCAGAGACCCCUUCUGGCAGGGAGCCACAACGAGACAUGCCACACCUCGGUCGCGUCCGUCACUGCAAGGAGGCCCCCUGCAGUGACAUCCAGAGACUGGAAAUGCUCAUAGUGCCAGUCCAAAAAUACCCCCCCCCCCCUUCUGGUGACAGAUUAGCACGGCUGAAAUGAUUGCGGUGACGGAAAAAUAUCGUUGGCAGGCUGUUUGGAAGCGGUCGGCCCUAUGUGGCCGCGGUCCGCAUGGUAUAAAUCGACGGUUGGAGGGCCUUGUUGGGCGCCUUACGUGGGGGGCCUUGCAGGGGCCUUGCGUUCCCCUCCGCUGCUCUGUGGGGCAGAGCAGUGUUUUGCAAUAUAUGCGUGCGCUGUGAACGUGGAUUUGUCUUGAAAUUGAAUAGAAAAAUAAUAACGCUUUCAUUUUACACAGCGUCCUUCGUGCUAAAAGCAUCCCAUAACGCCGUACAUUAAUUAUAUAUGAGGACCAAAUCCCACGUACAGCCACUAACAAGCAAAUGAAACACAAGGAAAUUUAAAAAAACGAAUAAAGGAGUGGCACCAAAACAAAAGCAACACGAACAACAAUUAAGUGAUCAACAACAGAGAAUUGAGUCCACGAGGUCUGCGACUACGACCACACAUCCCAGUCCACAGUCCCAACUUCCCAACCAAGCCAGGAACCCCUCACAGGAGGUUACGGCUCAUUAAUCCAAUCUCUCAAAUGUCCACAAAGCGAUUACCGAUUUUUCAGCGGUAUGCCCCGGAUGAAUAAAAAAGGGCAUCCAGUUCGGAGUUGAA
Molecule: messenger RNA, 5883 nt
Organism: Lethenteron reissneri (Far Eastern brook lamprey)
Lineage: Eukaryota; Metazoa; Chordata; Hyperoartia; Petromyzontiformes; Petromyzontidae
Gene: PAQR4
Product: progestin and adipoQ receptor family member 4
Cellular component (GO): membrane
Molecular function (GO): signaling receptor activity
Source: RefSeq, a predicted model, not a curated record